AUGUUAGUUAACAUUGUCCCUUGCACAAUUCUCGUGGUGUUUUCAUUUGCCCACGUUCAUUCCCAAGUUAAGGGUACACAAAACCGGUUUGAUGUGGAUGGAUGGAUGGGCGUGCAUAGACGUGAAUAUAUGCUAUCAGAAUUAGACAGGACACGAUUUGCACACGAUAAUACAAUACCUAAAAGGAAUCAGAAAAUUCAUUUGAAUAACCAGUUGGCAAAUAACACCUAUUUCAAACCAUAUAGGCCGCCAAUUGAUGAUGCGAAUUAUAAGAUUCGAUUUAUUAAAUCGUUUAAUGAUAGAUAUAGUAAACUGGACAACGCCACGACAACCACUACUGUGUCAUAUUUUAUGAACAGUCAAAGUUCUACUGAGGAAAAUGUUGAUAAAAUAGAUGAAAAUUCCACUGAUAAUAAACUUAGUGGCUUUUACAAAGUAACAACAACUACUACUCUGUCAUAUAUCCCUAAUAGUCAAAGUUCUUCUGACGGAACCGUUGAUGACAAUGUCAAUAUGCAAGAGAAAAAUUCGAGUGAAAAGAAUUAUAAAGACAUCUAUGGCGUGACGACAAAAACUACUGUGUCAUAUUUUGUGGACAGUCCAAGUUCUAAUAAAGAAACUGAUGAUGAUAAUGGACGAGUACAAAAUUCUACUGAGAAAAGAUAUGACUUUGGGAACGUAACAUCUGUUGAUUUUGUAUCAACAGUUACUACUGUGCCUGAUGCAGAGAAUAUAGCUAAUGACAAUAAAACUAAUAUUACAAUGAAAGAUACAUGGAUAAAACGACGCGGUUUGUUUAUUUUGAUACCUGCUGUCUUAGUAGUAAUUGCGGCAUUGAUAGCGUUAGUUGUUUGGAGACCCGUCAAUAUUGUGGCUUGUUUCAACAAGAGAGGGAAUUAUGACGUACAAGGUGGUUUUCUUCGAUUAAACGCAUGCGAGCGAAAUCGAUACGAUACAUUUGAACAUGUUCAGUUCAUACCGCAUCAGUGA
Messenger RNA from Spodoptera littoralis (African cotton leafworm), 990 nucleotides. NCBI's taxonomy places the organism in Eukaryota, Metazoa, Arthropoda, Insecta, Lepidoptera, Noctuidae. The record is from the annotation of a GenBank genome assembly.